Messenger RNA from Melitaea cinxia (Glanville fritillary), 2207 nucleotides. It is a transcript of the gene Pli, whose product is annotated as protein pellino. Gene Ontology annotation, biological process: regulation of Toll signaling pathway; protein polyubiquitination. NCBI's taxonomy places the organism in Eukaryota, Metazoa, Arthropoda, Insecta, Lepidoptera, Nymphalidae. Bases 378 to 1676 code for a protein of 432 amino acids. Gene Ontology annotation, molecular function: ubiquitin protein ligase activity; protein binding. The record is from RefSeq and is a predicted model, not a curated record. The transcript is spliced from 10 exons.
CGAAGUUAGCGUCAAUGUAUUCUUCAACACAACUGCAUUUUAGUUUGUGUUUACGGGUAUAAGAUUUCUAACAUAUUAAAAGAGUGUUGAACUUGCUUAAUAAUAAUUAUUACACGAUUCAUAGUAAAGUAGAUGUGACUUAAACAAAUACGAACCUCUAAUAUUAUAAUUCAUGUCCUUAACAGUGAAGUGCGUGUUUUACAGGGUCGGUGGAAUAAUGAAGAGUUGUGUAUUUAUCGCCUUGUAGCGAUGUGUGAAUUGAUUAAGUCGAAUUGAUGGUGUUUUUACAUAAUUCAUGGUGUUUCCGAUAUUGCUAGUGUCGUUAGUAAAACAAAAUUCGAAACAUAGGGUCCACAAACGAGCAGACGGAUUCUAUCAUGGUCGUAAAACGUGCUGCGGACAGUGCGGAUUCACCAAUACUGGAGGAAGCCGGUGAGAGCGGCUCUGAACAAAAGCCGAAACCUCUCGUUAAAUAUGGCGAACUAGUUAUUCUCGGGUACAAUGGCUUUCUGCCAGCUGGGGAACGUGGACGUCGCCGGAGCAAGUUUGUGCUGUACCGGCGUCCCCAGGCGAACGGCGUACGUCGCUCGAAGCACUACGUAGUAAAGACACCCCACAGCAGCAAGGCGAUACUCGAUGCCAGCCAGCAUUCUAUUUCGUACACGCUUAGCAGAAGUCAAGCUGUCAUCGUUGAAUACACAGAAGACCCUGACACGGAUAUGUUCCAAAUUGGUAGAUCGUCGGAGUCACCAAUCGACUUCGUAGUCAUGGACACGGUAGCAGGGGAUAAAAGCGGAGACACAAAGGUCCUUCAAAGCACGAUAUCACGGUUCGCUUGCAGGAUCAUUGCUGAUCGCAACGACGUGAACAACUGUCGCAUUUACGCCGCUGGCUUUGACUCCUCUAGGAAUAUAUUUUUAGGCGAGAAAGCAACAAAAUGGACCGAGAAUCACGAAAUUGACGGUCUAACAACAAAUGGUGUUCUCAUAAUGCAUCCUAGAGGUGACUUUUGCGGCGGAAGCGCGACUUGCGGACCCUGGCGUGAAACUUCAGUUGGAGGCGCCGUGUUUUCAUUACGAGAGAGCCGAUCGGCACAACAGAAGGGACUGCCAUGUCAAGCGGAGACUAACGUGCUAAGUGAUGGAACAAUGAUUGACUUAUGCGGGGCGACACUCCUUUGGAGAAGCGCUGAAGGACUGAAGAAUUCACCGACGAAGCGUGACUUAGAAGCUUUAGUGGACGAAUUAAAUGCAGGACGGCCACAGUGUCCGGUAGGACUCAAUACUCUCGUAAUCCCACGGAAGCUGUCUUCCGCACAUCAAGAUCUAAACCAGCCCUACGUUUAUCUUAACUGUGGUCACGUGCAAGGGGAGCACUCGUGGGGCGCGGAGGGUAGCGAGACGGGCGUCCGGCGCUGUCCCAUGUGCCUGACGGCCGGCCCGGUGGUCCGCGUGUGCAUGGGCAUCGAACCCGCGUUCUACGUCGACUCCGGCCCGCCCACCUACGCGUUCAACCCGUGCGGACACAUGGCUUCCGAACGCACUGUCAAAUACUGGGCGACGGUGGACAUUCCGCACGGCACGAACGGCUUCCACGCCAUCUGCCCGUUCUGCGCGGCGCCGCUGCAGGGCUCGCCCGGCUACGUGCGCCUCAUAUUCCAGGACAACCUCGACUGAAUCCGUCGCGACCGCGCACUGGAUCACAGAUAAGCCGGAGCGUGGGGAAGCAGGAAACAUCUACAACGUGAUAUAAUUAACACAUAACGUCGACACGUAGGCCUGUAUAAUGACAUAUUUUGUGUUAGUACGCUUUAUUUAGCCUUCCUAUAAAAUUAAUUCGAUUUGAAAAAUGCUCUUGCUUUGUUAUAAAAACAAGCAUAAUGUGCCGUAAAUAUCAAAUGAAUAAUUUAUUUUUGCAGAAAUACAUAGCGUUGAUUCAAAAUGUUAAAUAAGUUUUGAUAAAUGAUUGCUAAGGGCGAGUUGCUUGUACACGUUACAUUGUAAACCACGUUUAUUUUAACAUAAAUUUAAUCGUAACGAAAAUUUUAAAUAGAGGGUUUAAUGCAAUAGCUUUACACAUAAGAUAUUUUAUCGUUGAAAUGGUUAUAAAUUAAUGUCAGUUAAUGGGAAUGGUCCAAAAAUUAUUUUCUUCCUGGUCUUUCUAAUUUUAUCUGGGAUUUUUUUUAUUCAUAUUGCAGAUUUUGUCAG